AUGCUAAUCGAUAUACGAUUAGCACCGUACUCGGACCUGCGAUUUACGGAAAAGGAGCUGUUGAUGCAGAGAAAAGAAAAGAUAAUCUGUGCUGCGGACUUACAGAAGACCGCAGCCACCCACGAAGCGGCCAUAAAAGAAGUAAGCACUAGCUCAACGCCAACCGUCAUCGUCAUCAACAAACCAUCAGCAAGCCACCAGUCGUCAUCAACGCAUCUGAACCAAGCCGAACUCUCAAGCCACCAUCAGCAAUUCACUAUCAAGAAGUCACUAUCAAGUCAACGUCAACGCACCAUCCAAGCCACUCCGCAAACACCGCAACAGUCGAGCCGCGAUCAUCAGAACUCAUCAACUGAACUAGCAGCAGCCAUGAUCAGACUUCUCGCAUCGUUUUACUUAACCCAACGGAUCUCUUUAAAGCCUCAAAACAGACUUUGGGAGGUCCAACUAAAGGCUCUACGUCUGAAAUUUUCCCGAAAGAGGCUCCGCCGACUUCAACAUCGGAUCCCUGUCCACCUUCAACUACCUUAG
This is a messenger RNA of Necator americanus (New World hookworm), 531 nucleotides long. RefSeq lists its product as uncharacterized. The transcript has 5 exons. The record is from RefSeq and is a predicted model, not a curated record. Bases 1 to 531 code for a protein of 176 amino acids. Lineage: Eukaryota; Metazoa; Nematoda; Chromadorea; Rhabditida; Ancylostomatidae.